AGCACCAAAAAGCUGUGCUAACUCCCUGGUUCCAAUAGCAUCUUGAAACCUCAGAGAGAAUGGAACUUCGCAGCUCAAAUAUCAUUAGUUUCAAGACCAGGGAGCUUCAAUCACUCCUAGUCUUGGUUCUUUCUCUAGCCAUCGCCUUCACGGCUUCGGCGUCGUCUCAAGGCAUCGAUUUCAGCUUCCAGACUUUCGACAAUGAUAGCAUUCGAUUCCAAGGCGACGCGUCUAUUUCGGGUAACCUCAUCCAACUUACAAAGGCCUCUCAGAGCACGGGGUGGGCCAUGUACCAUGAGCCGAUGCGCCUUUGGGACAAGGCCACCGGGAACAUGGCGGAUUUCACCACCAAUUUCACCUUCAUCAUCAAUUCGCAGGAAAAGUCGAAAUUCGGCGAUGGAUUGACAUUCUUUCUUGUCCCUGAAGGGUCUCAAAUCCCGAUUAACUCAUCGGGACGCUACCUCGCUCUCGUAAAUCCGAACCGCAACCCUUCCAUCUCUUCUACUUCCUUUGUAGCCGUCGAGUUCGACACUUAUAGCAACAACUAUAGUGGUGUUGUGGACCCGAAUUGUUCACAAGUUGCACAUGUUGGUAUAGACUUGAAUAAUCUCACUUCCGCGGUUUCUAACUGCGUUGAUUGGUUCAAGGAUAAAAUCAUGAGCGGUGGACGGAUCAAUGCUACGAUUAUGUACAAUUCUAGCAUGCAGAACUUGAGCAUUGUCAUGAUCGAUGCAGAUGCCACGGGCACUGACAUAAAUUCCUCCGCUAUCUACAAUAUAGUCAACAUGGCCAAGUAUUUGCCGGAGUGGGUGAAUUUUGGCUUCUCCGCUGCAACGGGUACGAAUUUCGAGCUGCACACUCUUGAGGCAUGGGAAUUCCGCUCUAAUGUGCAAGUGGCUGGAAAAAAGAGUAAGUUAUGGUUAUGGGCUACCUUAGGCUCAGGUUCUUUCAUUUUGCUGGUUCUUGUUCUAGCGUUUGCUUGGUUUCGUCACUGUUCGAAGAGAAGGAAACUCCAAAUUCGGCGACGGAUUCACCUUCUUUCUUGUCCCAAAGGAUCUCAAAUGCCAUUCGAUUCCUUGGGACGCUACCUCGCUCUUGUAAGUCCAAGCCGCAACUCUUCGAUCUCUUCUACUUCCUUUGUAGCUGUCGAGUUCGACACUUAUCGCAACAACUUUAGUGGUGUUAUGGACCCGAAUUGUUCACAAGUUGCACAUGUUGGUAUAGACUUGAAUAAUCUCACUUCCGCAGCCUCUAGCUGCGUCGAUUGGUUCAAGGAUAAAAUCAUGAGUGGUGGACGGAUCAAUGCUACGAUUACGUACAAUUCUAGCACGCAGAACUUGAGCAUUGUCAUGAUCGAUGUGGAUGCCACGGGCACCAACAUGAAUUCCUCUGCUAUCUACAAUAUAGUCAACAUGACCAAGUAUUUGCCGGAGUGGGUGAAUUUUGGUUUCUCGGCUGCAACGGGUUCGAGUUAUGAGUCCCACACUCUUGAGGCAUGGGAAUUCCGCUCUAAUGUGCUAGUGGCUGGAAAAAAGAGAAAGUUAUGGCUAUGGGCUACCUUAGGCUCAGGUUCUUUCAUUUUGCUGGUUCUUGUUCUAGCCUUUGUUUGGUUUCGUCACUGUUCGAAGAGAAAAGGAACUUACAAGAGCGGAGAAGAAGAUGCUUUGGCAAUCGAUGAAGAAUUCGAGCAAGUGCCAGGGCCCAAGAAAUUCUCCCACAAGGACUUGGUGGUGGCAACCAAUAAUUUUGCAAUUGAACGGUUGCUUGGAGAAGGGGGCUUUGGGAGAGUGUACGAAGGAUACUUGACCACCAUGAAUGCCAAAGUCGCAAUCAAGAAGAUUAAUCCAGGGUCAAGACAAGGGAUAAAGGAGUAUGCCACCGAAGUGAAGACCAUAAGCCAACUCCGGCAUAGAAAUUUAGUCCAACUCAUCGGGUGGUGUCAUGAGAAGGAACUCCUUCUUAUCUAUGAGUUCAUGUCUAAUGGUAGCCUGGAUACUCAUCUAUUCAAAGAACGAACCUUCUUGUCAUGGGAGAAACGGUACAAAAUUGCGCAAGGCAUAGCCUCAGCAUUGCUUUACCUCCAUGAAGAAUGGGAACAAUGUGUCCUGCAUCGGGAUAUAAAGUCCAGCAAUAUCAUGCUCGAUUCCGAUUUCAAUGCUAAAUUAGGGGACUUUGGUUUGGCUAGGCUAGUUGACCAUGCCAAAGGGUUACAAACGACUGUUUUGGCCGGGACCAUGGGCUAUAUGGCUCCUGAAUGCGUUUACACGGGCAAGGCAAGUAAGGAAUCGGAUGUCUAUAGCUUUGGAGUUGUCCUAUUAGAAAUAGCUUGCGGAAGAAAAGUCAUUGAGCCAAGGGCCAAGGAAGGCCAAGUCCAGUUGGUGGAUUGGGUUUGGGAGCUUUAUGGGACAGGGAGGCUACUUGAUGCUGCAGACUCUAAACUUGGUACCAAUUUCGAUGAAAAGCAACUAGAGUGCUUGAUGGUUGUAGGGCUGUGGUGCGCUCAUCCAGACCACACUGCCCGUCCUUCCAUAAGAGAAGCAUUAAAUGUUCUCAACUUUAACGCCCCGCUACCUGUUCUUCCAUUGAAAUUGCCAGUCCCUACAUAUCUGGCACCUCUAUCCACAUUCACCAUGGCAUCGAUUGUUUCAUCUCACGCCACCUCGACCAGCGGCACCGAAGAGCUGCCGGAGCUCGUCCCCGCCGCCGGGAGGCCUCGCCUAGCCGCCGCCUCGCCCGUCCGAGCCACCGUCGAGCUGCCGCCCCGUCCCUCUGCCCGUUUCCGACCUAAACCGGCACCGGAUCCGCUCCCUCUCGGCCCUGAUCAGCAACCCAGAAAAUGGGUUUUCGAUGGUCGAAUUGUCCCCAAAGGUGACGCCUCUCAGUUGCCUUCACGCGUCCAGCUCACCAUAAGUGAUAGGAAUCUGAACCUUAAUUCCAGCGUGGGUCGAGCCACGUACCACGAACCGAUGUGCCUUUGGGAUAAGUCGACUAGCAAUAUGGCAGACUUCACCACUCAAUUCAGCUUUGUCAUCGGUUCAGAACAUAAUGAAACAUUUGCCGAUGGAUUGACGUUUUUCUCGGCCCCAAUGGGUCAGACUUCUAAGCAACUCGUCUGGUGGCAAUCUUGCUCUUGUAAGUGUGAACCGAAACCCUUCCGACCCUUCUACCACAUUCCAUCGCUGUGGAAUUCGACACUUUCUAUGACAGGUCCACCAAUUUUUGGGACCUGCAGUGUGAACAUGUUGAGCGCAAGAUGUAGUGUCCUCAUGAUCGAUGCCACAGAUCCAAAAAGGAACAUUGCCAAGCACUCCCAUUCAGUUAACCUGACAGAGUAUUUGCCAGAAUGGGUGACAGUCGGUUUCUCAUUGGCCACGGGUUUGAGCUUUGAUCGCACUCUGUACUCAUGGGAAUUUAGGUCUGAUCUCGAGUCACCGAAAACGCGAACAGAACAAGCAAGAAAGAUAAAUGACAGAAUUGGAGAAGAGGAUGAUCUCCUGUCAAUUGAAGAAGAAUUUAACCAAGUGACCGGACCCAAGAAGUUCUCCUACAGGGACUUGAUUGCACAAGGUAUAAUCUUUGUAUUGUUAUACCUCCAUGAAGAAUGGGAACAAUGUGUUGUCCAUAGGGACAUAAAGUCAAGCAACAUUGUGCUUGAUUCAGACUCGAAUGCUAAGCUGGGGACUUUGGAUUGGCUUGGCUAG
Messenger RNA from Eucalyptus grandis, 3701 nucleotides. RefSeq names its product L-type lectin-domain containing receptor kinase IX.2. The record is from RefSeq and is a predicted model, not a curated record. Gene Ontology annotation, biological process: protein phosphorylation. NCBI's taxonomy places the organism in Eukaryota, Viridiplantae, Streptophyta, Magnoliopsida, Myrtales, Myrtaceae. Gene Ontology annotation, molecular function: ATP binding; protein kinase activity; carbohydrate binding. Gene Ontology annotation, cellular component: plasma membrane.